AUUCAGUAUUAUUUUCUCUUCAGACCCGUGUGGAUGAAGACCAGAGAAAAAACAGCGGACAAUAAAUCAACAAAAAUGUUUUGAGUUAUUUGCUCUUUCAAUGAAAGGCUACGAGAAAAUCUUUGCACUACCGUAACGCAGACGUCCAUUUAACGCAACUAAGGCAAGAGAUAAACCUAGAACUAUUUACGUGAAGAAAUGCAUAUCCAUCCGAGUUCUCCCAAUUCAGAUUUGUCAUUUCAUUCAGAAGAAAGUGCAGCUAUAAGAAUUCAAGCAGGGUUUCGAGGAUACAGAGUGCGAAAACAGCUGAGCUGCGAGAAAAAAAGUCGAAAUUCACAAAACACGGUACAUCGGCGACAGUGGCGCGAUCGACCAACAAUGUCACAUCCGCAGAGUUCCAUUGAAUCUGGAAUAACCUCAGCAUCAACUAAAAUUUGCGAUAAUAGGAUGACUAGGGAAGCCGAAAGUGUGGAAGACCGAUGCGCUACAAAGAUUCAAGCAAGUGUUCGAGGUUUCCUGGUCAGGAAGAAACAGAAGAAGACCACGGAAGCAGCUACCAAAAUUCAAGCAGGAUUUCGAGGUUUUAAGGCACGCAAAGAAUCACAAAUGCUAAGGGAGCAAUAAAUAACAUACCAGUAGUAUAUAGCUGUUCUCAUCUUGAUGUUUCCAAUUAAAAGAUCCAUAUGUAUCCGAAUUUAAAUGUCGUAGUUGAAAUUGAAUACAUAUUCAUAAUAGCACAAUGCACAAACCAAAAACGAAAAACUAAGUGCGCAAUUGCUUAUUAAUAAUAGAGGCGUUUUAGUGAUAUUCGGGAAAGAAAAUUGUAAUAAAGUAAAAUAUGUCUUGACAGCAUUGCCAGAUUGUGUUUUAUGUAUAUAGUACAAUUGAUAAGGAAAAAUAAUACGAGUAUACAUAUUUACUAAAUGUAGUGCCCUAAAAUAAUAACAAUAAAAUAAGAUCCAACAAAUAAAAUAUGCAA
Messenger RNA from Stomoxys calcitrans (stable fly), 979 nucleotides. RefSeq names its product abnormal spindle-like microcephaly-associated protein homolog. NCBI's taxonomy places the organism in Eukaryota, Metazoa, Arthropoda, Insecta, Diptera, Muscidae. The transcript has a single exon. Bases 199 to 624 code for a protein of 141 amino acids. The record is from RefSeq and is a predicted model, not a curated record. Gene Ontology annotation, molecular function: calmodulin binding.